This is a messenger RNA of Etheostoma spectabile (orangethroat darter), 2909 nucleotides long. Its product is annotated as NLR family CARD domain-containing protein 3. NCBI's taxonomy places the organism in Eukaryota, Metazoa, Chordata, Actinopteri, Perciformes, Percidae. The transcript is spliced from 8 exons. Gene Ontology annotation, molecular function: protein binding. The record is from RefSeq and is a predicted model, not a curated record. Bases 198 to 2870 code for a protein of 890 amino acids.
ACUUUGGAUCUGUGUGUGUGUGUGUGUGUGUGUGUGUGUGUGUGUGUGUGUGUGUGUGUGUAGUGUGUCCUGUAGCUGGUGAUCAGGUGUCUUGAUAAGGGACAUUAAAGGUCUAAGUCUUCCUCUGGUCCUCCACUCCGUCCUGUGUUGUGACCCAGAUGUUUCCUCCAGGUUAAACUGUUGGUGUGGACUCUGCUAUGAGUCAGUGUGAGGACAGAGAGGAGGGAGCCCCUCCCUCUAAAACCACUCUGUGGGGGGACCAUGACAGCCAGACCAAAGCUCAGAGGAUGCAGCAGCAGAAACCUGGACCUGGACUCAGCUGUGUGUCCAUGAAGAGUGACCAGUCUAUGGGUCGUCCUGUUACCUUUAAAGAUGGACAAGAUGCUGCUGAUGGAAGAGUUCACCAGGAGAGCUCAGAGGGCCUCGGUGGUCAGUCUGACCUGCAGCAACAAACAGACCUGGACCCCAUAUUUAUGCUGCUGGAGGAGAACAUCCUCACUUUUAUAAAGAACGAGCUGAAGAAGAUUCAGAAGGUUCUGAGUCCAGAUUACCCAGAAUGCUUAGAGAGUCAAAGGGAGGAUGAGGAGGUUUUGGAGGGUGAGGAUGAAGAGCAGAGGAGGAGGAGCAGAGAAGCAUUUCUGAAGAUCACACUGCACUUCCUGAGGAGAAUGAAGCAGGAGGAGCUGGCUGACCGUCUGCAGAGCAGAAGUCAUUCUGGAGUUUGUCAGCGUAAACUCAAGACUAACCAGAAGAUAAAGUUCCAGUGUGUGUUUGAGGGGAUUGCUAAAGCAGGAAACCCAACCGUUCUGUAUCAGAUGUUCACAGAGAUCUACAUCAUGGAGGGAGGGGCUGCAGGGGUCAAUGAAGAACAUGAGGUCAGACAGAUUGAAACAGCAUCCUGGAAACCAGACAGACCAGAAACAAUAAUCAGAUGUGAAGACAUCUUUAAAGCCCCACCUGGAAGAGAUGAACCAAUCAGAACCGUGAUGACAAAGGGAGUGGCUGGCAUCGGGAAAACAGUCUUAACACAGAAGUUCACUCUGGACUGGGCUGAAGGCAAAGCCAACCAGGACAUCCAGUUCAUAUUCCCAUUCACCUUCAGAGAGAUGAAUGUGCUGAAAGAGAGAAAGUUCAGCUUGGUGGAACUUGUUGAUCUCUUCUUUAGUGAAACCAAAGAAGCAGGAAUCAGCAGGUUUGAAGAGGUCCAGGUUGUCUUCAUCUUUGACGGUCUGGAUGAGUGUCGACUUCCUCUGGACUUCCUCAACACUGAGAUCCUGACUGAUGUUACAGAGUCCACCUCAGUGGGUGUGCUGCUGACAAACCUCAUCAGGGGGAAUCUGCUUCCCUCUGCUCGCCUCUGGAUAACCACACGACCUGCAGCAGCCAAUCAGAUCCCUGCUGAGUAUGUUGACAUGGUGACAGAGGUCAGAGGAUUCACUGACCCUCAGAAGGAGGAUUAUUUCAGUAAGAGAUACAGAGACAAGAAGCAGGCCAGCAGAAUCAUCUCCCACAUCAAGACAUCACGAAGCCUCCACAUCAUGUGCCACAUCCCAGUCUUCUGCUGGAUCACUGCUACAGUUCUGGAGAAGGUGUUGGAGACCAGAGAGGGAGGAGAGCUGCCCAAGACCCUGACUGAGAUGUACAUCCACUUCCUGGUGGUUCAGUCCAAACUGAAUGUUAAAUAUUAUGGAAAAUCUGAAAUAGAUCAACACUGGAGUCCAGAGUCCAGGAAGAUGAUUGAGUCUCUGGGAAAACUGGCUUUUGAGCAGCUGCAGAAAGGCAACCUGAUCUUCUAUGAAUCAGACCUGACAGAGUGUGGCAUCGAUAUCAGAGCAGCAUCAGUGUACUCAGGAGUGUUCACACAGAUCUUUAAAGAGGAGAGUGGACUGUACCAGGACAAGGUGUUCUGCUUCGUCCAUCUGAGUGUUCAGGAGUUUCUGGCUGCUCUUCAUGUCCAUCUGACCUUCACCAACUCUGGAGUCAACCUGCUGGCAGAAGAACAAACAACCUCCCGGCUGUCUAAAGUCUUCAGAGAAACCCGUAAACUAAAACAUCUCCAUCAGAGUGCUGUUGACAAAGCUUUACAGAGUCCAAAUGGACACCUUGACUUGUUCCUCCGCUUCCUCCUGGGUCUUUCACUAGAGACCAAUCAGACUCUCCUACGAGGUCUGAUGACCUUUGCUGGCAGUAGCUUACAGACCAAAAAGGACACAGUCAAGUACAUCAAGAAGAAGAUCAGUGAGAAUCUGUCUGCAGAGAGAAGCAUCAAUCUGUUCCACUGUCUGAAUGAACUGAAUGAUGGUUCUCUAGUGGAGGAGAUCCAACAGUCCCUGAGUUCAGGAAGUCUCUCCACAGAUAAACUGUCUCCUGCUCAGUGGUCAGCUCUGGUCUUCAUCUUACUGUCAUCAGAAGAAGAUCUGGACGUGUUUGACCUGAAGAAAUACUCUGCUUCAGAGGAGGCUCUUCUGAGGCUGCUGCCAGUGGUCAAAGCCUCCAACAAAGCUCUACUGAGUGGGUGUAACCUGUCAGAGAGAAGCUGUGAAGCUCUGUCCUCAGUUCUCAGCUCCCAGUCCUCUAGUCUGAGAGAGCUGGACCUGAGUAACAACAACCUGCAGGAUUCAGGAGUGAAGCAUCUGUCCUCUGGAUUGGAGAGUCCACACUGCAGACUGGAAACUCUCAGGUUGAGUGGCUGUAACCUGUCAGAGAGAAGCUGUGAAGCUCUGUCCUCAGUUCUCAGCUCCCAGUCCUCUAGUCUGAGAGAGCUGGACCUGAGUAACAACAACCUGCAGGAUUCAGGAGUGAAGCUGGUGUCUCCUGGACUGAAGAGUCCACACUGCAGACUGGAAACUCUCAGGUUGGUGUUCAGUUAGGAUCUGAGUAACAAUGAAUUUUAAAGCAACAUUGUGUAA